AUGACCUGCGAAGUGUUCGAGUUGAAAGAGCUGGUGGGUCUGCUCCACACCAUCAUGUUCCAUCGGGCACUGGGUCUCGUGCGGCCCAAGAGCAUCGAUUCAGAGCUCUUCGACAUCACCUAUGUGCAGUGCGGGGAUGCAGAGGUGGAGAGACAAAUAGAGGAGAAGAUCGGACAGUUUAGUCUAUGGCUAGAAAAGAACCCCACCAAGAAGGGACAGAUCUGCCUUUCUUUCUUUGAGAAGCGCCGUCCAAUCACAAGCUCCAGCUCAUCAGCCACGUCAUCUGGCAGUGCUUCUGGCCAGCCCUCCUCCUCCUCCUCCUCACCUUCCUCCUCCUCCUCCUCCUCUCCUGCACACGCCAGUGCAGUACACACCACUGCUCCCACCACCACUGCCCCCUCCACCACUGCUUUCAUUGGGACACUGCCGUCCCCAUCACCAUCACCAUCACACUCAUUUUCCCCCAUGGCUAAUGCUUCUGCCACCAACUCUGCUACCACGUCCAGGCCAGCUACUGGCCUGUCAGUUGCGUGGCAGCAUCACCAACAGCAGGGGCAGCAGGGGCAGCAGCAGCAGCAGCAGCAGCAGCGCAGUUCGCAACUAGAGGCGGAUGUGAGGGAGGCGCUGCUUUCGAUUCUCACAAUGGCCAAUGAGAAGAGAGACCAUCUGCCUCCAGUCCUCACGUCCUCCCUCGUCUCUUUCCCCUUUGAAAUAUCAGUCCCAAGCCUCACAGCUGGGGAGAUUGCUGAGCAGCUGCUGCUGGCCUCCCAGCGAGUGCCCAUUCGGAACGUUGUCUUCAUGGGCAUGGGAGAGCCUUUCAACAACCAUGCAGCAGUAAAGGCAGCUGUGGAGCUGAUGGUGGCUCCACACGGCUUCCACAUGUCGCCCAAACACAUCACCGUCUCAACUGUGGGUGUGGUGCCGCAUAUACGUUCCUUCGCCUCCGCCUUCCCCUCAGUCAACCUAGCUCUCUCCCUCCACGCUCCAUCACAAUCCCUCCGCGUCUCCAUCGUCCCAUCGGCUCGAGCCUAUUCCCUGGAUAAACUUAUGGGGGCUGUAGACGCGUACCAGAAAGACAGUGGGCGGCGAGUCUUUAUCGAAUACAUCUUGCUAGGAGGGGUGAAUGACAGCAUCACUGUAGCACACGAGCUCGGGCUGCUGCUGCAAUCACGCAACGUG
Molecule: messenger RNA, 1179 nt
Organism: Closterium sp. Naga37s-1
Lineage: Eukaryota; Viridiplantae; Streptophyta; Zygnematophyceae; Desmidiales; Closteriaceae
Source: the annotation of a GenBank genome assembly